AUGGAGGACUGGAGAAUUCGUGGUUAUGACCCUUUAACUCCUCCAGAUUUAUUACAACACGAGUACCCAUUAACUCCAGAGUCUCUGAAAACUAUAUUGGAAGGUAGAAAUGCUGCUGUCGAUAUCUUAAAUGGAAAGGAUGACAGAUUGAUCAUAGUGAUUGGACCUUGCUCUAUUCAUGACCCUAAAGCAGCAUUGGAGUACGCUGAAAGACUUCAUAAGGAAGCAGAAAAACACAAAGGUGAGCUUUUGAUUGUUAUGAGAGCAUAUUUGGAAAAACCAAGAACAACUGUUGGAUGGAAAGGUUUGAUCAAUGACCCUGAUAUUAAUGGUACCUUCCAUAUCAACAAGGGUUUGAGAAUUGCAAGGAAGUUGUUUGUUGAAUUGACCUCCAAAUUACCAAUCGCAGGUGAGAUGUUGGAUACCAUUUCACCCCAAUUUUUGUCCGAUCUAUUCUCUGUCGGUGCAGUUGGUGCAAGAACCACUGAAUCACAAUUACACAGAGAAUUGGCCUCUGGUUUAUCAUUCCCGGUCGGAUUCAAAAAUGGUACUGAUGGAACUUUGGGUGUCGCCAUUGAUGCUGUUCACUCUGCCUCCCAUCCUCACCACUUUUUAUCAGUUACGAAACCUGGUGUGGUUGCAAUUGUGGGUACGGAAGGAAACCAAGACUGUUUUGUCAUACUAAGAGGUGGUAAACAAGGUACCAACUAUGACGAGACUUCUGUCAAGGAAACGCAGGAACAAUUGAAGAAGGCUAAAUUGAUUACUGAAGAAAAGAGUGGUCCAAGAAUUAUGGUUGAUUGCUCUCAUGGAAAUAGUAACAAAGACCACAGAAACCAACCCAAAGUCGCAAGAAUUGUCGCUGAUCAAAUUGAGGGUGGUGACAAAUCAAUUUGUGGUUUGAUGAUUGAAAGUAACAUCAAUGAAGGAAGACAAAACGUUCCUCCUGAAGAAGAGGGAGGUAAGGAUGCUUUGAAAUAUGGUGUUUCAAUCACUGAUGCAUGUAUCGGUUGGGAAAAAACGGUUGAGGUAUUGGAUUUAUUGGCAAAUGCUAUCAAAAAGAGAAGAAGUUUGUAA
Molecule: messenger RNA, 1077 nt
Organism: Lodderomyces orthopsilosis Co 90-125
Lineage: Eukaryota; Fungi; Ascomycota; Pichiomycetes; Serinales; Debaryomycetaceae
Gene: ARO3
Product: 3-deoxy-7-phosphoheptulonate synthase
Exons: 2
Coding region: 1-1077 (358 amino acids)
Biological process (GO): aromatic amino acid biosynthetic process
Cellular component (GO): cytoplasm
Molecular function (GO): 3-deoxy-7-phosphoheptulonate synthase activity
Source: RefSeq, a predicted model, not a curated record